Molecule: messenger RNA, 1870 nt
Organism: Exserohilum turcica Et28A
Lineage: Eukaryota; Fungi; Ascomycota; Dothideomycetes; Pleosporales; Pleosporaceae
Exons: 1
Coding region: 43-1755 (570 amino acids)
Biological process (GO): pyrimidine ribonucleotide biosynthetic process; 'de novo' pyrimidine nucleobase biosynthetic process
Cellular component (GO): mitochondrial inner membrane; cytoplasm
Molecular function (GO): dihydroorotate dehydrogenase activity
Source: RefSeq, a predicted model, not a curated record
GGCCAUCGAGCGUCGCAUGGACUGCGCACCACGCUCAUUAUCAUGAACAGCAUCGCCAGUAUGCGUGCCUUGCGCCUGCGGCCCUCGAUAGCUCGGAGCCGCCUGUCCCACCGCCCGUUCCACCCCUCGACGCGACAUGCUACAACCUCGACCUCAACCUCGGCCACGGCCACGGCCACGCAGGCCGCUACAAACGUUCGGUCGACUGGCACCCGUGCAAAGAACUUUCUAUAUGGCUCGCUGAUUGCCAUCGGAGGCUCUUUCGGCUAUCUCUACGUCACCGAUACGCGUGCCAGCAUCCACGAAUGGCUGCUUGUGCCUGCACUGCGGCUCAUCUACCCCGAUGGCGAGGAGGCCCAUCAUGCCGGCACUCAGAUGCUCAAGGUCCUGCAUAGUUUCGGCAUGAACCCCCGCGAGCGUGGUGUCGCCGACUCGCAGGGCGAUCUGGCCGUCGAGGUCUUUGGGUACACGUUGAACAACCCCAUCGGGACAUCUGCUGGAAUUGACAAGGGUGCCGAGGUCCCCACACCGCUGUUCGACCUGGGUGCAGGCGUUGUCGAAGUCGGAGCAAUCACACUGUUGCCGCAAGAAGGCAACCCAAAGCCGCGUGUGUUUAGGAUCCCCAGCCAGAACGCCCUAAUCAACCGUUAUGGAUUCAAUUCCGAGGGUGCAGAGCUGGUAGCUUCCAGGCUGCGGCAACGCGUGCGCGAGUUUGCCUACCACGCCGGCCUUGGACUGGGCGAGGAUGCCGAACAGCGAGUGCUGGAUGGCGAAGCUGGUGUGCCGCCUGGUUCGCUGCACAAGGGACGACUCAUGGCUGUACAGGUCGCCAAGAACAAGACGACCUCUGAAAACGACAUUGACGCCGUUGUGCGUGAUUAUGCGACUGCUGUGGGUUAUGUCGGAAAGUAUGCAGACAUUCUUGUAGUCAACGUCUCGUCGCCCAACACGCCCGGUCUCCGCACCCUCCAGAAUGUCGAACCUUUGACAAGACUCCUUUCAGGUGUUGUCAGCGCCGUCAAGAACAUUGACCGUAAGACUAAGCCUGCCGUCAUGGUCAAGGUCAGCCCCGACGAGGAUUCAGAGGAGCAGAUUGCCGGCAUUUGUGAGGCUGUGUGGUACUCUGGUGUGGAUGGUGUCAUUGUUGGUAACACGACGAAGAAACGACCAGACCCGCUUCCCAAGGGCUACCUCCUCUCACAGUCAGAGGCCAAGAUCCUCCUCGAACAAGGUGGAUACUCUGGGCCACAGAUGUUUGAGCGCACACUGGCCCUGGUAAGCAAGUACCGCAAGGCGCUUGACGAAGGCCCAAAGCAGAUUGCACUGCCUGCAGAAUCCGAAGACACGAAGCCUCUUGCUGGCCAAACCACGGGUGACGAGCCUUCACCCAGCAUUCUAGAGAAACUUGAGUCCUCAGUCUCCACCGAGUCGUCCGACACCAAGGCCACACUCGAUAUCGAUCAGCCCGCACCCGCACCCGCAUCCUCUGACUUUGACGACAUUUCCAAAUCUGCACCAACUAUCACCCUGCAUUCCACACCAAAGGUUGCGCCUGCACCUGACGCGCCACGCAAGGUCAUCUUUGCCACGGGAGGUAUUACCAAUGGCCGACAAGCACGAGAGGUUCUCAAUGCCGGAGCAAGCGUCGCACAAGUGUACACAGCCAUGGUCUAUGGAGGUGCAGGCACAAUCAGCAGGAUCAAGCAGGAGAUGAGGGACGAUGCCAAGGCUCAAAAGACCAUUACCAAGUCGUAGCGUAGACAAAAGGAUAUAGACUGGAGUUGACUUUUACACGGGCGUCAAAUUCAAGCACAUUUCUAGCGAGGCUGGUGAUAAACCUGUGUCGAAUGGGUGCACUGACAUGAAUUUU